Messenger RNA from Drosophila montana, 662 nucleotides. RefSeq lists its product as uncharacterized. The transcript is spliced from 3 exons. The coding region runs from base 94 to 642 and encodes 182 amino acids. The record is from RefSeq and is a predicted model, not a curated record. NCBI's taxonomy places the organism in Eukaryota, Metazoa, Arthropoda, Insecta, Diptera, Drosophilidae.
AUACACAACGACGUAAAUUUUCAAACAUUUGUAAAUACUAUUGUGCAAAAUAAUAAUAAGUAUAUUUUAUUAUUACGUGUUUUUAAAUUUUAAAUGGAAAUUAAUACUACAUCCUUAUUGCCCUACGUGCUGGAUCUGCUGAGUCGUCAGCCCGAUUUAUGCACAUCGAUAGAUGCGUUGUGCGAACAGAUACAGGAUGUGGUAAUGGACGAUAUUAUUAGUCCCUUUGGCAAUCUCAAGCGAGCUGUCGAGUUCUCGGUGGAGCUUGGCAUGAAUCUCGGCCUGCUCCUGUUGAGCGAUAAGCGCGUCCGCAUGCCCUUCAACUUCCGCACCAGGAACGACAACAAGCCGGCACAGGCAGCAAAGGCCAAAGAUCUAUUGUCGCCGGACCAGGGCAGACAUGUCAUCAAACGCCUGGCCAAAACUCUAAAGGACUCGCGAAGUGCCCUGAGUAAGCCAAAGAGCACCGUCAAGGCUCGAGCAAAAGGUCAUCCAACAACCGGGUUCAAAUGUAAGCGUGGAUGCCCGAAUGCCAGCAAAAAGCGUCGAUCAACCAAAAAGCAGGGCAUGCGUUUGCGUAAAAGUGCCGGACGCAAUCCCACGGAUCGUCACACGGCCGGAACUCGCAGUCGCCGUUAUUAAAGUUGAAAAUUUAGUCUGAA